Messenger RNA from Acipenser ruthenus (sterlet), 1254 nucleotides. RefSeq names its product cilia- and flagella-associated protein 95-like. The record is from RefSeq and is a predicted model, not a curated record. Gene Ontology annotation, cellular component: plasma membrane. Bases 547 to 1173 code for a protein of 208 amino acids. The transcript has 6 exons. Lineage: Eukaryota; Metazoa; Chordata; Actinopteri; Acipenseriformes; Acipenseridae.
UGUUGGUUGCUGCUGUAAACAGCUUUCCAAAAUGUUUAAUCCAGUGUGUCAGUCUCGUUCCUGGGUAUAACCCGACAACGGUGCUUUAAGUGCCACCGGUUUGCUGCAAUAUUUAAAGUUUAGCCAUACUGCUAAUCACUCUGCAAAGGUUAGAUUGAGAAACGUGAGAAUUUGCGGAGCGAUAUCGAAUUUGAACAAUAAAUGCUUUGUCUUGGUGAUAAUGGAGCGUCCAUAGCAACCACAUUUACGAAGCCAUAAAAUACAGUUUAACCAUUAAUGACAUAAUCAAAUAUAAUUCAACAUGAAUACAAAUUAUAGGUGUGAUGGAUAGAUUCAAAUUAAACGAAACGAGUUAUAAAAAUUGAUAAAUUCAAGCACUAUCUUGUGAGCGGAUGUGUACAGUGAAUAGUUGACAGGUGCUUGUUGAUUACUUUUUUCUGGAAUACAGUCGAAAGAACGCGCAGAUCAGUUUAGGAAAGUUGCUUCUGAAAGAGAGAAAAUAAAUAUAGGUUUACUCUAAUUCGAAAAUAUUAUAAAAAGUAAAACAUGACUUUAGUUAAUGAACAAAAAGGAUCGCUUUUACUACGGUCAGAUCACAUGGAUUACAGCAGACCUACUCUGGUUUCAAACUGGCACAAGAACCGAGAAGCCGAACCGAAAGACUACGAUGUCACAGCACAUCCUACAGGAGAGAAAGAUUUACACCAGUCUACUUACAAACAUUUUGCAAAUGCUUUAGAUUAUAGCUGGGAUACCACAACUAAGGACCUACAGUCUCAAUUCCAUUUAAAGAAAUAUUACAAAGUUAAAGAGACCCCCAAACCAAUGCUAAAUGCAGACAACUUUCAUAUGGCAAACUUCAACAGGGAAACAUGCUGGCCUAAAACUGGUUUUGAAGCAGUAUUACCAAGUCAUCACCCAGAUCACUGCAAGAUAGAUAUGACCACAACAUAUUCCAUCGAAUACCAAUCACCAUACUAUUGCAGGACACCACCUCCUGAGCCACCUGACUACUCUCGUGCUUACAAGAGAUGCCACUCCCAGUUCACAGACACAGCCGACUGUCGUAGAAAUGGCAGAAACACUUGGCAGGAUGAGAGCGGAGUUUACGCCAACAGAGGCAUAAAGAGCAAAGUCUUCCAGCCCAGAAGUCCAAUAACGCCACAUGAGUAAUUAUCUCAUUAAAAGAUGUACCUCUGUUUCUACUGUUGUUACAUUUAUUAAAAGUGUAAUUCUAAAAAUAAUUAACUUGUG